ACAGAAUAUCUGUUGAUGUAGGCCUACAUUGUUAAUGACAUUAACAGAAUAUCUGUUGAUGUAGGCCUACAGCUGCUUGCUGUUGUUUCAGUACUGAACCAUAACGGAAUAUCGAGUGAAACUUUUCAAAACGCGUGGCGUUUAUGUCUAUGCGCGUGCGAUCAUAAAUUGAGCAGAUUAAAGUUGUUUGUUGCAAAAACUAGAUUCAUUUAGAGGGGAAAACACAUUUGAUAUAAAUACAACCCAAUAGAUACAAGCUAGAUAAGAGUGCGACAAAAAAGAAAUUGUCGUUUUAUGCUGAACGGGUUUGUUUUUUUAUAUUGUGGAGAUUUCUUUGCGUACUACCACAGGGAGCCCUCGUACCACCGGUGGUACGCGUACCAUAGUUUGAGAACCACUGCUCUAAUAGAUGCUGGUUGAAAAGUGGUCUAGUAGUUUGUUGAGCAUAUUGUCUCCUAUUCUGAAGCUGCUUCAGAUCCUAGUCUUCCUAUUGGCUGAUUGAAGCGCCCAUGGUUAUGUCCUUUUCUGAGCUGCUGUCACACGGUCGUAGUUAUCCUGGUCCAGUGCUUCCUCUGUCAUUAGCUCUUUAUGGACACUUACUUUAAAAAACACAGUUCAUGUCAAUGCAUAUUAAAGCAAACGUGGUCUUAUGAGGAACUUUGAUAUGCUUAUAUACUAUGUACUAUAAUUAUUCAAGAGCCAUGGCACACAUCACAGUUCAGACCCCAAUGAAUCAUAAUGAGGACUAUUAUUGUUGAAUAAAAUCUAAAAAAAACCAUAGCACUCGUUCUCAUAUUAGAGCUGCACACUUAGAUAGACAAACUUACCUGAUGUCAACAUGAUUCCCAUAAACUAUUUUUUUUUUCUUGAUCAAUGGUAAAGGCACGUCUGGCUGAUUGACCAUAUCCUGUCUCUCGUUCCUGUUGUUGAUUUUUCCUGUUAUGUCCUUUAAUCAAACCUUAAAUGGAAGGUCACAGUCAGCUAAAAAUCAAAGGCGUCACAUCAGGUUGUAGCAUGAGCAACAUGUUAGAAGUUCUUCAGAGAAAGAGCAUCAUAUAAGAUAAAGACAGACACCUGUUGCUUCACUCUAUCGAGAGAACAUGUUUGCCUCCUGAUGGACCUUUCCGGCAGCUCUCAGGAGGAUGUCAGAUUUCCUGGGUCGGGAUCUGAGUGAGGAAACCAUCCAGAAGAUAUCACAUCACUGUUCCUUUAAGACCAUGAAGUCCAACGGCAUGUCCAACUUCUCCCUGGUUCCUAAGGUGUACCUGGACAACGAGAAAUCUGCAUUCUUAAGAAAAGGUAAACAGAACACACCAGUCAGCCCUCAUCCUGAGAAUGGUCUCACUGCUGCUGCUGCUGCUGCUGCAAGGCACAGAAGCGAAGAUGGACAUCAUUACCAGUAAACAAGAUGUUCUGGUGGGACAAGAGAUCUUAAUGCUGUGUCAAAAGGGAGACAUAACGUGGCAGAAGGAUGGGGAAGAUACUGAAGAGGAAGAGAAGGUUUCUACGAUGGAUGAGACCUCCUCUAAAUUACAUAAGAAGGCCACAAUGCAAGAUGCGGCCAAGUACACCUGUCGGUGUGACUUUGACAGCGGACAUCAAGAUGAAGUUCAGAAAACGCUCUCCACUUAUGAGGGUCCUUCUUUUGGAGGCACCUCUACUUACCAUGAGUUUCUGGAGGGCACAGAUGGUGUGGUGCCGUGCCAGGUGACAGGACAGCCAGCCGUUGAUGUUCACUGGUUCAGAGACAGACAAGAAAUUUCAACCAAUGCAGGAAGGCGUGUGCGUCAUCUUCCUGAUAACACACUCCUUAUUCAAGGUGUGAGAAGAGAAGAUGCUGGGACUUACACGUGCCAUGCCGAAAUCAGAGGAAGGCCAAUCGUCAAGCAACUAGCAAUCUCUGUUGUUGUCAAUGGUCAGUAUCUUUUUCACAUCAAGAUCCAAUUGAUGGCUGGACCAGAAACCAACGUUACCUUUCUGUGUCUGGUAGCCGGCCAUCCACAACCCAACAUCACCUGGACCAUGUAA
Messenger RNA from Labrus mixtus (cuckoo wrasse), 2028 nucleotides. Its product is annotated as neural cell adhesion molecule 1-like. Lineage: Eukaryota; Metazoa; Chordata; Actinopteri; Labriformes; Labridae. The transcript is spliced from 7 exons. Bases 1336 to 2028 code for a protein of 230 amino acids. The record is from RefSeq and is a predicted model, not a curated record.